UCUCUUCCCAUUAUUUUACAGGUUUUGAUGUUGGCAUUCAUUUUCAUCUUGUGAAUAUUUAACUAAAUGGGUUGAUCCAAUGAUUGCCACUUGUAUGGACCAAGAGAAUGAAUGAAUGGAAAUGGAAAAAUUUGCAGCGUUUUGUUUAUGAUGCUUCCACACAACGACAGCAGAUAUUUUUUCUUGGUGGUCUAUUACUUGCUGUCAUCUUCUGUGGAGGGACUAUGUCAGUUUGUACCAAUGGAUGUAGUCUACACUUGGGUGAAUGGAUCUGACCCUGAUUGGCUCAGGAACCUGAGGAGAGUGAAGGAGGAGCUAAUUGAAAAUUUUUAUUUUUCAAGGUCUCCUAAUGAAAAUGCUUCAUGCAAUCUUUUCCUUUGUGCUCCAGCUAAGGUGCUUGUUUUUAGUCCCCGAUUGCCAGAUUACAUAUCUGUGAAGUAUCUACGAAUGCUCCUUCCGGGAAUCCACACAGAUGCCAUACUGCAUCACACCAAUCUCACCUUGCCUUAUUCAGCCAGCUACAUCUUCCAGCCUCGGAUGGAAGAUGUGAACAUCUUAGCAUCAACUCAUCAGCAGAUUACGAUCAAUCAAGAAAUGUAUUCAGUGUCAAUUGGGCAUUGGACAGCUGAGGAGGAAGCUCCAUUUUCCUUGGACUUCAGAGACACAGUGUUAGCUAGAAUCUGGGCAAGAGAGAAUGUCACUGAGGAAGUCUUGGCUGCUGAACUCCCUGCAGAGGUGAAAAGAGAAAUAGAAGACAUUGUCCUUCUUAGAAGUCAACUCUUCCUGUUGCGCUUUAAGGCUCAGGAAGUGCCUGAACGCAUCCUUCAGAUGGCAGAAGAAGAGAGUCUGCAAUUUCAAGGAGAACCUAUGAGGCUGUUUCAUGCAAGACUAGUGCUGAGAUUGUAUUUUGACAUCCCUUGGAUCAAGGACAUUUCUUCUCAUCGAUUCCAGGAUAACGAGGAAUUGCGUUAUUCCUUGCGCUCACUAGAAAAUUAUGCUCCAUGGGUGAGGAAUGUCUUCUUGGUGACUGCAGGACAGAUUCCUUACUGGUUGAACUUGGAGAACCCCAGGUUGAAAAUAGUUUCCCAUUAUGAAAUUUUUCCCAACAAGUCUCAUCUGCCUACUUUUAGUAGCCCUGCCAUUGAAAGUCACUUGCAUCAGAUUCCAGGGCUGAGUGAUAAAUUCAUAUAUUUCAACGAUGAUGUGAUGUUGGGAAAGCCUGUCUGGCCAGAUGACUUCUAUGCUGAAACUACUGGGCAGAAACUGUAUCUAUCAUGGAAUCUUCCUGAUUGUCAUGAGGGAUGCCCUCCAUCAUGGUUGCAUGAUGGAACAUGUGACCCAGUGUGCAAUCAUUCAGAAUGUGAUUGGGAUGGAGGAGAUUGUGUGGGUGUCCAGCUUAAUUCAACCACACCCUGGGGUGGACUACCAGAAGAGGAGGAAGAAACUCAACUCUGUGCUCCCCUUUGUCUCAAUUCAUGGCUUGCUGACCAGUACUGUGAUAAUACUUGCAACGUAGUUGACUGUGGUUUUGACUUGGGUGACUGUGGGAAAGAAAUUUUGUGCACUUUGGAACAGAUUCAUUUUUUCCCUGGCACUAGUCAAUAUCAUCUCAGGAAUGGAACUGUGGCUGGCUUGUUGAACAUGACUCACUUUGGACCUGGGGUCUCUUUGACACAAGGAACAUAUGUGCCAAAUAGCUUGGUGCGAACUGUCCAUUGGUCACUGCAUGAUCAAUUUGCCAUUCUUCUCCUUUAUGAGGGUCACAAUGCAACUGACAUUUCAUUCAGACUCAAUGCAAAGGAUACUGCUGGAGAGAAAACUUGGGAAUUUGUGGUAUCUGUCCAUACAUUGCGACCAAAGAGCAGUCAUGCUACUAGGAGCCAUGUGAAUGCUGCACAGUCCAUGUUGACUCCCAAUGCCUCUGUCCUCAUGUCCCUGGGAGCUUUGAAUCUGACAUUUUCUACAUCAGCAAUACACACAUCAUACAGGGAAACAUUGGAUAUGUUGAGUAAGGAAUGGGUGGACGGAUUGCUUACUAACAGAGGAGUCCUCUACAAGAGGGGUCUUGCCACAUUCCAUGCUCUUCGCAUCUACUCAAAUUCUCUUGCUUCCUCCAUUGUUGACAUGAAGUUUCUCACAUCACUCAAUCACUCUCAUCUCCAUCCUCUUGCUGCACAAUUCAAUGUCACUGUUCUUCAGAGCUUAGUGGCAGCAGAAGAUGAUGGGGAUCAGUUGGUAGUUCCCAAUUAUCAGGGAAGCCUGGUGCCUGGAAGACGUUUGAUGGAGGGGUUUGGCGAUAGUCUAAAGUAUGUGAAUCGCAUGUACAAUCACCAGUAUGGUAUUGAAGCAAGGCGUGUCCCAGCUCAUAUCCCUCAUCUCAUUGACAAGGAGAUCAUGCAAGAAUUGCAGCUAAGCUUCUCAAAGGAAUUUGAUGAAACAUCCAGUCAUCGAAUCCGAAGUCCGACUGACAUGCAGUUUGCCUUCUCUUAUUAUUAUUACAUCAUGAGUGAGAAGAAACAGAUAACAUCAGAGGAUCUUUUUCAAGAAUUUGAUGUAGACAACUCAGGAACCUGGUCAGACAGAGAGAUAAGGACUCUGUUGUCCCGUAUGGUGAGCCUCCCUCUGCUGAUGAGCGACAUCAGGACAUUUGAGGAUUUGAUUUUGAAUUGCUCUAAACACUUGCCACCUGAAUACUUUCAAGGCAGCACUCCUGCCUUUGAACGAUAUCUUGACUCUCCAUUGCCCACGGUCAGUCGGAACUUGAUCCUGAAUUGUUCUCCCGUCGUGGAUCAGAUGCUGGCAAAGUUUGGAACUAAGCCUAGAUUUAAGUAUCAAGUUAUGGGAGAUGAGGAAGCCACUUUUCACAUGAUUAGUUCCAAUGUCAGCCUUGUUGUGAGACAGCUUGACGAAAUGAGACGAAAUCCCAAGAAAUUCAUUUGUCUGAAUGAUGACAAGGAUCAAGAUGCCAAGGAUGUUCAUUUGAUCCAGGCUCUAAUGAGAGACUUCUAUGAAUCCAUUCACCCAAUCCCCUCUUCCUUCGAGCAUCCCGCGAUCCUGCGGAAUCGGUUCUUGUAUCUCAGAGAUCUCCAGGAUUGGCUCUUCUAUCGCAACAUCCUUCGCUUUCUCACCUAUGGACUCUUUUUCGUCCUCCUUCUCAUUACCCUUUUGAGUUUCUUGCGAGUCCAGACCCCUUCCUGCAGGGCGCUCAAUCCACCCACGGGGGAGUGGAUACUACCACGUCUUUUAGAAGUCAUCUAUGGCCAGUCAGAGAUCAAUAAGAGCAAUCAAGUGAAGAAAUGGUAG
Molecule: messenger RNA, 3303 nt
Organism: Darwinula stevensoni
Lineage: Eukaryota; Metazoa; Arthropoda; Ostracoda; Podocopida; Darwinulidae
Source: the annotation of a GenBank genome assembly